This is a messenger RNA of Solanum tuberosum (potato), 973 nucleotides long. Its product is annotated as glutathione S-transferase U25-like. The transcript is spliced from 3 exons. Gene Ontology annotation, biological process: glutathione metabolic process. Gene Ontology annotation, cellular component: cytoplasm. The record is from RefSeq and is a predicted model, not a curated record. Gene Ontology annotation, molecular function: glutathione transferase activity. NCBI's taxonomy places the organism in Eukaryota, Viridiplantae, Streptophyta, Magnoliopsida, Solanales, Solanaceae. The coding region runs from base 109 to 885 and encodes 258 amino acids.
ACAAAAAAGAACCACACAAACCCUCACACUCUUAAUUACCUCUUCUUCUUACAAGUCUUCUACUAAUAGUACUAUUCCUUUGAUAUUUCCCAAACUUACAAAGAAAACAUGACACAAGAAGAAGAAGAAGUUGUACUUUUAGAUUAUUGGCCUAGUCCUUUUGGAACAAUGGCAAGAAUUGCCCUAGUUGAAAAAGGAGUCAACUACAUCCACAAGUUUGAGGAUUUGUCUAAUAAAAGUCCUUUGCUUUUGGAAAUGAACCCGGUUCAUCACAAAAUACCGGUUCUUGUUCAUAAGGGUAAAUCUAUUUGUGAAUCAAAUAUCAUAAUUCAAUAUAUUGAUGAGAUUUGGAAAAACAAUUUUCCCUUAUUGCCCUGUGAACCUUACCAAAGAGCUAAAGCUAGGUUCUUGGUUGACUUCAUCAACAAGAAGGUACAUGGGUCAAGUGUAAAGGUAUGGAUGGGGCAAAAUGAAGAGCAAGAAGAUGGUAAGAAAGAACUUGUAGAAUGGUCAAAGUUUUUGGAAGAAGAACUUGGAGACAAACUUUAUUUUGGAGGAGAUGAAUUUGGAUUUGUAGACAUUGCAUUUGUUCCUUUCUACAAUUGGCUUAUUGUCUUCAAGACCUUUGCAAAUUUCAACACAAUUGAAAUAGAAUGUCCCAAGUUAGUGAUGUGGGGAGAAAGGUGUUUGAAAAGAGACUCAGUAUCCAAGUCACUUCCUACUUCAGAUCAAGUCUAUCAAGCUUAUUUGGAAUUCAAGAAAGGUUGGUCACAUGGUUUACGAGAGUGGAAAGAGAAUAUGGACUACAAAAGGGGAAGAUCAAGAAGCAGCCAAGAAAGAAUUCAUAGAGUGCCUAAAGUUAUUGGAAGGAGAGUUGGUAGAUAAGCCAUAUUUCAAUGGAGAAAAUUUUGGGUUUGUGGAUUUGGCUUUAAUUCCUUUCUAUAGUUGGUUCCCAACUUUUGAGAAAUUUGGG